This is a messenger RNA of Spizellomyces punctatus DAOM BR117, 2392 nucleotides long. Its product is annotated as AAA family ATPase VPS4. Gene Ontology annotation, biological process: endosomal transport; vacuole organization. NCBI's taxonomy places the organism in Eukaryota, Fungi, Chytridiomycota, Chytridiomycetes, Spizellomycetales, Spizellomycetaceae. The record is from RefSeq and is a predicted model, not a curated record. Gene Ontology annotation, molecular function: ATP hydrolysis activity; ATP binding. The coding region runs from base 567 to 1886 and encodes 439 amino acids. The transcript has 8 exons.
CCAAGGUCGCUACUUUGAGAGAUAACCUGCCCAGAGGAGAAUGUUAUAAUAAAGAGAUUUUUGAGGAUAAAGACUGAUAGGCAAGAAAUUAUCUCUUGGCGACAAGCAUGGAAUGACCAACGUUCGAGCAAAGCUUGACUCCAAGUUCAACCCGAAGCCUACGCAAUGUUCAUCUCGAUCUAUCAAAAAUUGGAACAACCAAUCUCGCUAAAGGCAUGCACUGCAGUCUAAAUUCCUGCUGUUCAAACUGCUGGACAGUGGUUACGUGAUGACAUGCACGUGAUUAGAAAGCUUGGCGCCGAGUUGAAGGAACUCUGGGGUUUCGGACAACGAAUCUGAAAUUUCCGACUGUCGAAACGUUCAAGCUCCAGUUGACGGUUUCGUGGGUAGAUUGCGUGUGAGACUAGACCUCUUUCGUACCCAGAACCUUUGGACGUGCUGGCACUUUUGUGAGAACGUCUCAAUUGUCCCUUGUCCAUUUCUUGUCACGCAAGGGCACAAUUGUAAGACCCCAUAGAACAGUCUCCCGUCUUUUUAUUGAAUCUACUCGAUAGUUGUUUGACGUUAUGGCAAAUUGUGACUUCCUCGGUAAAGCCAUUGAGAUUGUCAAGAAAGCGACGGACGAGGAUGGUAAAGGAAAUUUCGCGGAAGCUUACAAGCUGUAUCAAAACAGUCUGGAAUAUUUCAUGACGGCGAUGAAGUACGAGAAGAACGACCGUCUCAAAGAAUCCAUUAGAAAGAAAUUCACCGAAUAUUUGGAGAGAGCUGAACGACUGAAAGAGUAUCUGCAGAAACAGGAGAAGAAGAAGAAGCCUGUAGCUGUAGCGGGUGGGGUGAAUGGAGCACAACAAAAGAAGAAGGACGGCUCUGCGUCAGAUGAUGAAGAGGAUGAGGAAAACAAGGACAAAAAGGAAGAUGCAGAGACGAAAAGACUACGGGAGGCUUUGGCUGGAGCGAUAUUGCAGGAGAAACCAAAUGUAAAAUGGGAAGAUAUUGCUGGUUUGGACGCCGCGAAAGAAGCAUUGAAAGAAGCCGUUAUUCUACCCAUAAAAUUUCCACACCUCUUCACUGGGAAACGGACACCAUGGAGGGGUAUUCUUCUGUAUGGGCCUCCGGGAACUGGCAAAUCAUACCUCGCCAAAGCCGUGGCUACUGAAGCCAAUGCUACAUUCUUCUCCGUCAGUUCGUCGGAUCUUGUAAGCAAGUGGAUGGGUGAAAGUGAGCGAUUGGUGAAACAAUUGUUUACUUUGGCGAGAGAAAAUAAGCCUGCUAUCAUCUUCAUUGAUGAAGUAGAUUCGCUUUGUGGAAACAGGGGGGAAGGGGAAUCAGAGGCAAGUCGAAGAAUCAAGACUGAAUUCCUAGUCCAAAUGCAAGGCGUGGGCAACGAUAUGCAGGGUGUGCUGGUAUUAGGUGCAACGAAUAUCCCAUGGGCUUUGGAUCCAGCCAUCCGAAGAAGGUUUGAAAAGCGUAUUUAUAUACCGCUUCCUGAUGUCAAUGCGCGUGCAAAAAUGUUCCAGUUGAAUGUGGGAAGCACCAAGUGCAGCCUCCAGUCGAACCAUUACAGGCAGCUGGCCGACCGCACUGAUGGAUAUUCUGGGUCAGAUAUCGCAGUUGUCGUGCGAGACGCGUUGAUGGAACCAGUGCGGAAGGUGCAAACGGCGACCCACUUCAAACAAAUCGGCGGUGGAAAAUGGAUGCCAUGCUCACCAGGAGAAUACGGAGCAGUCGAAAAGUCAUGGACAGUGUUGGAGGGACAUGAGCUCGAGGAACCACCUUUGACCGAGCACGACUUUAUCCGGGCAGUGUCAAUGGCGAGGCCGAGUGUGAACGCAGCGGACAUAUUGCAAUAUACCAAGUGGACGGAGGAGUUUGGCCAAGAAGGAUAGAACAGCACGCUGGUGGGACAAGUUGGGCUGGGGCAUCUGGUUGGUGACGGGUUGUCGGAAGGGUUCGCUAAUGUACGAUUUUUAUGAGAAGACGCUAUCAAACUAUUACUGGACUGACGGAACUCUAUUGAUGGUGUCCUCACCAUGGCAGUGUUCCACGAUUGUGUCGCAACUAGUCUUUGUACUUAUGCUCCACAAUCCUUCGUUAAGCCAACAUCAUCAAUGGAUUUAUCAGCGAAUACGAGCCGACAAAAGCAGACGGGAAUAUUUUUUUGGGGCCAGCGAGGAUAACCGUAUCUUAUGUCAUGUCCGAAAGUAAGCAUACCCGUUGAAAUAUCGGACUCAUGUGAGGAAAAGAAAUGCUAUAUGCCAUUUAGUGGUGCAGCGGAGCAUUGUAAACAAAGGAGAGUCUUCAUGCUUAGGAUUACUGCCUCAAUAUCUAUCCCAACAGCCAAAGUUCCCACAUGUACCAAGUCACAUAUCCUGCUUUCUGCUCACUUUGGCAC